Molecule: messenger RNA, 1025 nt
Organism: Camponotus floridanus (Florida carpenter ant)
Lineage: Eukaryota; Metazoa; Arthropoda; Insecta; Hymenoptera; Formicidae
Exons: 3
Coding region: 1-924 (307 amino acids)
Source: RefSeq, a predicted model, not a curated record
AUGGCCGGGGAAAAGGAAAGGACGACUCGGUUGCGGGAGGUGUACCCAGAGAUCUCCGAGAGCCCGGGGGUGAGCGAAAGACUUGAAUGGAACCGGAGAGAAAAGGAUGUUCCAGGACGUGGAGAGUGUCGAAUCUCCGCCGGUCCUCCUCUUCCAUUACCGUCCAAAGGCGCCAUGCCUAUCGCGUCGAAACUGGAAGAGGAUCCGAAGAGGCGCUUUACGGUGUUUCUAACUGUUGUUCGUACGGUUUCUGAGCAUUCUACGUUAAAAGUAAGAAAAGUUCUUUUGACAAACAAAAUGAAACGUGCCAUUGUUCUGACUGUUCUUUUCGUUGCAUUGAGCGCUGGGCAAAUGCAUCGAUUGUCAUCCUCUUACAAGAACAGCGUCAAGUGGGAAUUUGGUGCAAACAACUCUCAUGGUGACAUAUUGGCUCGUUCUGUUGGUCAAAUUUCAGCGGCGUCUAGCGUUUACAAGAACCAGCCGAUUGUGCCAAUAAUCAGAAACGAACCAGUUGCAACGAUAGUUUACAAGAAAACGUCCGUACCGGAUGUUUACCAGAAGAAAUCUGUCCUUCCAUCUGUUUUCAAGCAUGAACCCGUCGUGCACAACAUUCGCAAGCAACAAUCAGCUGUUUUCAAAACGCUCUCGGUAGCGUCGAAUAUUUACAAGAGCGAAUCUGUUGUGCAGAACAUUUACAAGCAACAGGCUGCAGUGCCAAUUGCUCACAAGGAGCAUUCGAUUGUAUCCAACAUUUACAAAAAUCAAUCAAUUAGGCCAGUUGUACAUCGUCAGCAACAAUCGCUGCAUCGCAGAGUUUCAUCGGUCGAUUUAAACAAAAAAUUGGAGCGUCACGUAUGGAAUUAUCAAUACGAUCCUCAUCAUUUGAUUGUUCCUGCCAAUGUGCAUGCAGUUCUGCACAACUAACAACUCUACUUCUUCCUCAAGAAUGCGAUAUUUCACAUUUUUAUGUGACAUUAUCUACGACGAAGCGAAACUUGUGAAAGACCAAAUAAAUAAUAUCAUCA